This is a messenger RNA of Nematolebias whitei (Rio pearlfish), 1906 nucleotides long. RefSeq names its product mucin-21. Gene Ontology annotation, biological process: regulation of glutamate receptor signaling pathway. The transcript has 7 exons. Bases 202 to 1236 code for a protein of 344 amino acids. NCBI's taxonomy places the organism in Eukaryota, Metazoa, Chordata, Actinopteri, Cyprinodontiformes, Rivulidae. The record is from RefSeq and is a predicted model, not a curated record.
UUCCUCCCUUUCAGCUUAAAUAGGGACAGAAACGCAGCAGGUGUCAGAUCAUCACCUGGGAGCCUGUUGGAAACGUCAGACGUAGAGCACCAACGGGUCAUACCUGAGGAUAAAACCAUCACCUGACUUUCAAAGGAACUAUUUUUGCUCACAAAUUCAAUUCGGCCUUCGCCUGCACUUACCACAAGAAGAUCUACAGACAUGAAUAACCAACUGCUCCUCGGUGUCCUCUUGGUGACACUGUCCUGGGGGUUUAUGGGCGCCUCUGCUCAGUCCUCCUCAAACACUACAUCCAACAUGACGGCAUCAACCACCACAUCUGGACCAAAUACCACAGUGAGCUUGUCAGCCAACACGUCAACGGUGGCAUCAGCCAGUUCAUCAAAUUCCAGCAAUGCAACGACUCCAUCCACGGCUGGGACAUCUAAUGCCGCAACCAGCAACGCAGCAGCCAGCAAUGCAACAAACAGCAACACAACAGCCAGCAAUGCAUCAGCCAGCAACACAACAGCCAGCAACUCAUCAGCCAGCAACACAACAGCCAGCAACUCAACAGCCAGCAACACAACAGCCAGCAACUCAACGACCACCAACACAACUGCUUCGGCAACAACUUCGUUUUCAGUGGCAACUCUUCUGACACCUAUUUCCAGGACAAACUGUGGCUCCACAAAGCUGUGUGCAGCUGAACCCUCAUCCUGUGACCCGUCUACAGGAAACGGGUGCUAUUUCAUUUCCGCCCAGCAGCAGAGCGGUCAGUUAUAUAACUUUGAGGUCUCGGGACAGACAGAUGGCUACAUUGCGGCUGGAGUGUCAACAGCCUCAAGUCAGAAUGGGACUAACCAAGCCUACAUCUGUGUGAACAACAACAGCACUGUGAACUUCUUCACUGGCACCAUCACCAACCUCCUGCUGACUAUGACACAGCUGAACGCAAGCAACGUGAAGGGGUCAGUCAGCUCAAAUAAAAUCCAGUGCACGUUUGCGGCCACGCUACCAGAUACAACCACUCGAGCAGCAGCCUACUCUUUGUCAGUUUCAACUGGAACUUACAACUCCAGUACUGGAGCAUUAGGAUCACCAAGCUUCAAAAUAUUUACCAACCAGGUAAACCUGUCGGAUCCUACUGCCAAUGUCACCAAUCAGAUCAACGGCGCUUAUCCAGUCACAUACCAGCAGCCACUGAUUCCAGCUCUGCUGGUCACCGUCAUCAUGAUGACUUUCAGCGCGCUGUAAACUGGUUCCUGUCGAGGUUUAAAGAAAAAACAAAAUCAUGACUUUUCUGUCAAUGCCCUGCUGCAACUGAAUAUAAAUGUUUAAGCUUUCAUGCUCUGCACACAAGGUUCCAGAUUAGUUACAUUCAUAUUUUGCUGACUCCCCACAGUGAAAGCUGAAGGACUGUGUUGAUUUUUUUUCUUCUUUUUAGUACAUUUUAUAAUUCACAAUUCUAAAAGUUAAAAGAAAAUAGAAUCCAGGGUUUAAAUUUGAUGUACGUAUAUAAAUUGUUUAACCACAGAACUGCUGGAUUUCUGUUCUGUGACCUCCCACUCUCAACCACUAACACACACAGACAUUAGGCAAUCUUUGAACUGUGUCAUGAUGGAGUAUAAACCAUUAUCAGAGAUGGAAAAACAAGUUGUAGUUUUCUCCAGAAUAUAUUACAGUUGAUACAAGUUUUGGGUUUCAAGGUCUGGUUACCUUUUAGGCCUUUCAUAUUAGUUGUAUGCAACAACAACAAAAAUCACAAAAGUUAGAUUUUUCAAACUAAAGUAAAGUUUUAAUUUUUCGUUAAGUUGAUUAUUUGCGAUCUUGUGUGAGUUACAGCUUUUUUACAAGUAUAUAUGUUUUCUCACAUGCAAGAGAUUAAAUAUCUUUUUUCGUAAUUAUUGCUAAUUAUGUCCUACAU